Messenger RNA from Octopus bimaculoides (California two-spot octopus), 2664 nucleotides. RefSeq names its product sodium- and chloride-dependent glycine transporter 1. Gene Ontology annotation, molecular function: amino acid:sodium symporter activity. Gene Ontology annotation, cellular component: plasma membrane. The record is from RefSeq and is a predicted model, not a curated record. Gene Ontology annotation, biological process: amino acid import across plasma membrane; sodium ion transmembrane transport; nitrogen compound transport. NCBI's taxonomy places the organism in Eukaryota, Metazoa, Mollusca, Cephalopoda, Octopoda, Octopodidae.
UGUUGUUCGUAAAGAUGAAGAGCAAGCGCCUCCAGCUGAGGAAGAAGAAGAAGAAAGUACUAGAGUGACAUGGGGCGGCAAAUCUGAGUUUCUUAUGACAUGUGUUGGAUAUGCAGUGGGACUUUCCAAUGUCUGGCGAUUCCCGUAUUUGUGCUAUAAAAAUGGCGGAGGUACAUUUCUGAUACCAUACAUAAUAAUGCUGGCCAUUGUGGGAUUACCUCUCUUCCAUCUGGAGCUAGCCUUUGGCCAGUUUGCUAGUCAGGGGCCACUUAGUAUAUGGCGGAUUAACCCACUUUUCAAAGGUGUCGGCUUUGCUAUGGUCAUCAUCAGUUGGUUCAUAAUGCUUUAUUAUAACGUCAUCAUCAGUCACUCACUAUACUACUUUUUUGCGUCAAUGAAGAGUGAAGUCCCCUGGGCUUCCUGUAACAAUUCAUGGAAUUCAGACAACUGUUUUUUGUAUGACGAAAACCGCCAUAACAGAAAUGUAUCAGCGUUGUAUACAUCUAGCCUGAAGACACCAAGUGAAGAAUACUACAAACAUCAGCUUCUACAACAGAAAUCAACGAUAAACGAAUUCGGAUCACCCAACUGGUUAUUGGUUCUUUGCCUUCUCCUUUCGUGGCUGCUUAUAUUAGUAUGUCUCUUCAAAGGAAUACAGUCACUCGGCAAAAUAGUCUACUUCACAGCCAUAUUUCCAUAUUUCAUGCUGACGGUGCUCUUAGUAAGAGGUGUCACGUUAGAAGGUUCUUUAAAUGGCAUCAUCUUUUUCCUGAAGCCUGAUUUUAAGCAUCUCUUAAAAACAAACGUCUGGAGCGACGCAGCAACUCAAAUAUUUUUCUCUUUGAGCACGGGGACUGGUGGUUUAAUAACACUAUCAAGUUUUAACAAGUUCAAAAAUAAUUGCUUGAGAGACUCUAUUCUUCUGACAUUAAUAAAUGGUGCAACAAGUAUAUUUGUCGGUUGCAUUGUAUUCUCUAUCCUUGGAUGUAUAUCUCAUGAAAAAGGUGUUCCUGUUUCUAGUGUAUCAGGGAAAGGACCAGGUUUGGUGUUCGAAGUCUACCCAGAAGCGUUAGCUCGAAUGCCAAUAGCACCAAUUUGGUCAGUCUGCUUUUUCUUCAUGAUGGCUUUACUGGGAAUCGGUUCACAGUUUUCUAUUGUAGAAUGCGUGAUGAGUUCUAUAUUGGAUGAACUACGUACAUAUAUUAAUACCAUUCCAAGAACUAUUUGUGUUCGUGCAUUGAUCAUAGCCAUCUCCUUCCUCCUUGGUUUACCAAUGCUGUGUAAUGGUGGAAUGUUUCUUUUAAACCUGAUAGACUUCAGCAUCAGCGGUUUUCCAUUGCUCCUGGUUACAAUUUUAGAGUGCCUCGCAAUAAGCUAUAUAUACGGUUUUGAAAAUUUUUCUGAUGAUAUCAAGAUGAUGCUUGGUAAAGCACCAAACCUCUACUGGAAAAUAUCAUGGAAAUAUUUAUGUCCUACAUCGAUUAUUACUAUUGCUAUUUUAAACAUCGUUCUCUACAAGGAACCUGAUUUGAAUGGUAAAGAAUACCCGUGCUGGGCAAAGGUUAUCGGAUGGCUCAUAGUUGCUUUACCAAUUUCCGUCAUACCCACCUGGUUUUUAUACAAAUAUUGCUCACAAGGCGGGUUUUACAUGCUGAAAUUAAACAUGCGGCCUUCACCUGACUGGGGCCCGGCCCGCAAAGAGGACCGAAUCGAACGUUACAGUGCGGAUUCACUUGGGAUUCACAAGAUACAAUGCCUACCCGAAUCGUCUAGUGUUAAUGGAUUAGCUAACGCCGUUCAGCACGCUAGCAGUUUGUCUACCAUCAAUUCUUACGUUCCGAACUCUGUCAGUGGUUCAAUGACUUCAUUUAACAAUGCUGCUAGCUCUGUGACAUUACCUACUGCUAAUGAUAUCAAUCUGAACACAAAAAGUAACGUGGUCAAAUCGGAAUCGAUAUUGUGAUUCUCAGAACAAAUACAAUAUUUAAAAAAAGAAAUAACAAAGUGAAUAAAUAGACAGUACAGAAUCACAAUAUGAUACAAAUACAAUUUGACAGUUUAUAAACAAUGAAAGGGAAAAAAUAAACAACAACAACAUAAAACGAUACGUUGAUUCUGAGAUUUCAUAUAAUCACAAACGACAGAAGGUGAAAUGAAGUAAAACAACCGGAAGCAGAGCGAGUGCGAGAGAGAGGGAGCAAAAGAGAUGUAGAUAUGAGAGUGAGAAAGAGAGUUAGAGACAAAGAUCAUGUAGUGUGUGUCUGUGAGAGAGAGAGAGUGAGAAAGAGUGUGUAUGUGUGAGAGAGAGAAAGAGAAAAUGAGGGAAGAGAAAGAAUGAGUCACCGGGUGCGUUGCGUGGAAUUAAGUUCGAAGUGUGAAAGUUUAAAACGAAAUAAAUAUUCAUGUAAACAAGAAGCAUCCAUAAAAAUCUAUCUUGAUCACUCAUUAACUCACAAUGCAUUUCCGUGUUUCAUUUUGUAUUUUCUAUUUUACUUUAUAAUCUGUUAUUUAUUGUUUCAUUUACUUUUGAACUUCUGUAUAAUUUAUUUUUAGUCUUUGUAAAUCUAUAGUCAUUUUUUUUUUAAAGACUUCUAAAUAAAUCAUUUGUUAUUGUAUUAAUAAAGUGAAAAAUAACAACACGCGUUGUAGAAUAUUAAACUCCCA